Messenger RNA from Tyto alba (common barn owl), 4698 nucleotides. It is a transcript of the gene SLC4A2, whose product is annotated as solute carrier family 4 member 2. Gene Ontology annotation, cellular component: basolateral plasma membrane; apical plasma membrane; plasma membrane. The record is from RefSeq and is a predicted model, not a curated record. Gene Ontology annotation, molecular function: monoatomic anion transmembrane transporter activity; solute:inorganic anion antiporter activity. The transcript has 23 exons. NCBI's taxonomy places the organism in Eukaryota, Metazoa, Chordata, Aves, Strigiformes, Tytonidae. The coding region runs from base 290 to 4000 and encodes 1236 amino acids. Gene Ontology annotation, biological process: monoatomic anion transport; transmembrane transport; regulation of intracellular pH.
CUCGCACCUCAGCCCCUUCCCGCCGCGGCCAGACCCACGCGCGGGGCCGUUCCCCGCCCGGGCUGGGAUGGGGCGGGAGGGCGGGUGCCGCCGCGCUUCACCUUUCGGUGUCUUUUCUCUUUUGCAGCGGGCGCCGGAGCGACGCGCGCGGCAGGGCCAUGCCCGUCCCGUCCGGCCCCUGAGCCCCCCGGAGACCCCCGGCAGGUUAUGCUGCCCCGACAGCGUCCCCUGAGCCCCCGCGAGAAGGAGAAGGGCUAAGCCGGCCGGCCCCGGGCGUCGCGCCUGCGCCAUGACCCACUCCCAGGUGUCCUCCGAGAUCCACCACAUCGUCUCCUCCGCCUUCCAGAGCCCCGAGCAAGAGGCGCUGGGCGCCGGCUCGCCCGUGUUCGGCGAGGAGGAGGAGGAGGAGAAGGACCUGAACAAGGCGCUGGGCGUGGAGCGCUUCGAGGAGAUCCUGUGCGACGCGCACCCCCGCAACGCGGAGGAGGCCGGGCGCAGCUACGGCGAGGAGGACUUCGAGUACCACCGCCAGUCGUCCCACCACAUCCACCACCCGCUCUCCACCCACCUGCCCCCCGACACCCGCCGCAAGAAAGGGGUGCCGAAAAAGGGCAAGAAGAAGCACCGCCGCGCCUCCGUCCCGGGCGAGACCCCCACCAUCGAGGAGGCCGAAGAGGAUGAGGACGAGGCGUGCGACACGGAGACGGAGCGGUCGGCGGAGGAGGGCCUGCAGCCCAGCCCGCCCGAGGCAGUGCAGUUCUUCCUGCAGGAGGACGAGGUGACCGACCGCCGGGCAGAGGAGCCGGUGGCCCCCGCGGCGCUGCCCGGAUCCCCCCCGGAGCCCCGGGGCUCCACGUCCCCCGGGGACCCCCGGGCAGGCAGCCCCGAGAUGGAGGAGGGAGGUUCGGUGGAGGGAGCGGCCGCCGCCGUGGCCGGGUCCCCCGGGCGCCCCGUUCCCAAGUCGCAGCCGGGGCACCGCAGCUACAACCUGCACGAGCGGCGGCGGAUCGGCAGCAUGACGGGCGCCGAGCAGGACCGGUACCAGAAGAUGCCGACGGACGAGUCGGAGGCCCAGACGCUGGCCUCGGCCGACCUGGAUUACAUGAAGAGUCACCGCUUCGAGGACGUGCCGGGGGUGCGCCGGCACCUCGUCCGGAAGAUUGCCAAGGCGCAGGUGGUCCACAUCAGCAAGGACCACAAGGAGCAGAGCACGCGGCACCGCAAGCAGGACCGGCAGCCCCACGAGGUGUUCGUGGAGCUGAACGAGCUGGUGGUGGACAAGAACCAGGAGCUGCAGUGGAAGGAGACGGCGCGCUGGAUCAAGUUUGAGGAGGACGUGGAGGAGGAGACGGACCGCUGGGGCAAGCCGCACGUGGCCUCCCUCUCCUUCCGCAGCCUCCUGGAGCUGCGCAAGACCCUGUCCCACGGGGCCGUGCUCCUCGACCUGGACCAGAAGACGCUGCCGGGGGUGGCUCACCAGGUGGUGGAGCAGAUGGUCAUCACCGACCAGAUCCGUGCCGAGGACCGCGCCAACGUGCUGCGGGCGCUGCUGCUCAAGCACAGCCACCCGAGCGACGAGAAGGACUUCUCCUUCCCGCGGAACAUCUCGGCCGGCAGCCUGGGCUCGCUGCUCGUGCACCACCACAGCACCAACCACGUGGCCGAGGGCAGCGAGCCGGCCGUCACCGAGCCCCUCAUCGCCGGCCACGCCGUGGAGCACGACACGCGGGUCGAUGUGGAGCGGGAGAGGGAGGUCCUCACCCCCACGCCCCCGGCCGGCAUCACCCGCUCCAAGUCCAAGCAUGAGCUGAAGCUGCUGGAGAAGAUCCCGGACAACGCCGAGGCCACGGUGGUGCUUGUGGGCUGCGUGGAGUUCCUGGACCAGCCCACCAUGGCCUUCGUGCGGCUGCAGGAGGCUGUGGAGCUGGACUCGGUGCUGGAGGUGCCCGUCCCCGUGCGGUUCCUCUUCGUGCUGCUGGGGCCCAGCAGCACCCACAUGGACUACCACGAGAUCGGGCGCUCCAUCUCCACCCUCAUGUCCGACAAGCAAUUCCACGAGGCCGCGUACCUGGCCGACGACCGCCACGACCUCCUCAACGCCAUCAACGAGUUCCUGGACUGCAGCGUGGUGCUGCCGCCCUCCGAGGUGCAGGGCGAGGAGCUGCUGCGCAGCGUCGCCCACUUCCAGCGCGAGAUGCUGAAGAAGAGGGAGGAGCAGGAGCGAAGGCUGCUGCUGGAGCCCAAGUCCCCCGAGGAGAAAGCGCUGCUAAAGCUGAAGGUGGUGGAGGGCGAGGGCGAGGAGGAGGAGGAUGAUCCCCUGCGGCGCACGGGCCGGCCCUUCGGGGGGCUGAUCCGGGACGUGCGGCGGCGGUACCCCAAGUACCUGAGCGACUUCAGGGAUGCGCUGAACCCCCAGUGCAUUGCAGCCGUCAUCUUCAUCUACUUCGCCGCGUUGUCGCCGGCCAUCACCUUCGGAGGGCUGCUGGGGGAGAAGACGCAGGACCUGAUCGGGGUGUCCGAGCUGAUCAUCUCCACGUCGCUGCAGGGCGUGCUCUUCUGCCUGCUGGGCGCCCAGCCCCUGCUCGUCAUCGGCUUCUCGGGGCCGCUGCUCGUCUUCGAGGAGGCUUUCUUCACGUUCUGCACGUCCAAUGAGCUGGAGUACCUGGUGGGGCGCGUCUGGAUCGGCUUCUGGCUCAUCCUCAUCGUGCUGGUCAUGGUGGCUUUCGAGGGCAGCUUCCUGGUGCGCUUUGUCUCCCGCUUCACCCAGGAGAUCUUCGCCUUCCUCAUCUCCCUCAUCUUCAUCUACGAGACCUUCUCCAAGCUGGCCAAGAUCUUCCAGGAGCAUCCCCUGCACGGCUGCCUGCGGGCGAACGGCACGGGCGCGGAGGCGGCGGCGUGGAGGAACGGCAGCGCGGCCCCGGCCAACGGCACGGCCGGCCGCGCCGCAGCCAAGGUGACGGGGCAGCCCAACACGGCGCUGCUCUCGCUGGUGCUCAUGGCCGGCACCUUCUUCAUCGCCUUCUUCCUGCGCAAGUUCAAGAACAGCCGGUUCUUCCCUGGACGGAUCCGGCGGCUCAUCGGGGACUUCGGGGUGCCCAUCGCCAUCCUGGUGAUGGUGCUGGUGGACUACAGCAUCCAGGACACCUACACGCAGAAGCUGAGCGUGCCCAGCGGGUUCUCGGUGACGGCCCCAGACAAGCGGGGCUGGGUGAUCAACCCACUGGGCGACAAGAGCGACUUCCCCGUCUGGAUGAUGGUGGCCAGCGGCCUCCCCGCCGUCCUCGUCUUCAUCCUCAUCUUCAUGGAGACGCAGAUCACCACGCUGAUCAUCAGCAAGAAGGAGCGGAUGCUGCAGAAGGGCUCUGGGUUCCACCUUGACCUCCUGCUCAUCGUGGCCAUGGGCGGCUUCUUCGCUCUCUUCGGGCUGCCGUGGCUCGCCGCGGCCACGGUGCGCUCCGUCACCCACGCCAACGCCCUCACCGUCAUGAGCAAGGCCGUGGCGCCCGGGGACAAGCCCAAGAUCCAGGAGGUGAAGGAGCAGCGGGUCACCGGGCUGCUGGUGGCCGUGCUCGUCGGCCUGUCCAUCGUCAUCGGGGACCUGCUGCGCCAGAUCCCGCUGGCCGUGCUCUUCGGGAUCUUCCUCUACAUGGGCGUCACCUCCCUCAACGGCAUCCAGUUCUACGAGCGCCUGCAGCUGCUGCUGAUGCCCCCCAAGCACCACCCCGACGUCACCUAUGUCAAAAAGGUCCGCACGCUGCGCAUGCACCUCUUCACCGGGCUGCAGCUGGCGUGCCUGGCCGUGCUCUGGGCCGUCAUGUCCACCGUGGCCUCCCUGGCCUUCCCCUUCAUCCUCAUCCUCACGGUGCCACUCCGCAUGUGCCUGCUCAGCCGCAUCUUCACCGACCGGGAGAUGAAGUGUCUGGACGCAGACGAGGCCGAGCCCAUCUUGGACGAGCGGGAAGGUGUGGACGAGUACAACGAGAUGCCGAUGCCGGUGUGACCGCGCGCCAGCCAGCCAGCCGCCCGCGGGGCCGGGGGCCGCGGCUGCGCAGCCCUGCCCGGCCGGGGGACGGGCACCCCCCGCGCUCCCCGUGCCUUCGGGGUGGGGGGGGGACACACACGCACCUGCCAAAGAGACGCUGGCCCCGCCGGGGACCCCCCCAGCCCUCCCGUGGGGCGCAGGGCUGGGCCGUGCCUUCGGUGCCCCCCGCCCCGGGCACAUCGUGACCACGCCAUGGGGCAGAGCCCCCCCCGCCCCCGGCCGCCCCCCAGCAGAGCUGCAGGUCCUGGCCCUGCCCCAGCCCAGCCCUGGGCUCCCGCCAGACAAUCAGGUGUUGCUGAAAUCCCACCCUGUUUUAUUUAACAGAGUAAUUUAAAUGGCAAUAAAUGGCUUUAUACCGAGCGGGGCAGGCUGAGGGGUGGGCGACCCCCGUGCCCCCCACCCGCACCGCGGCUGUGCAGGGGCAGGGAUGCAGGCAGCAGCUCCUGCCGAGGGGGGGCCCGCAGUUGCCUGUCCCCGAUGGGGGGGACCCCCCGCCCCUGCCUGUCCCCCCCCAGGGCAGAGGGGGCUGCACCCUGGUGUGGGGGCGCGGGGGUCGCCUUGUGCUGGGCCCGGGGGGGGGGGGGGGCGGGGGGGGAGGGCUGGGGGCCGGCCGCUGCCUUGUACCAAUAAACAGAACGGACUUUGCACACUUUUCA